AUGAGUGUCAUUCUGAGAAAUACGUUGCGUUUUGUUGGCACAGCGAAAUAUGCUACCAAUUCAACAAAAUAUGUACGAUCCAUAUUUUCGCAACGAAAAAUACUCGACGAUUUUAAAGAGAAGGAAUUAAAAUUGAGUGAUCCCAAUAAUUAUUUUAUUAUAAAAAAUAACAACGAACCAACUAGUUUCUACCAGAAAUUAUGGUCGGCGUUCAGCGGGAAAGUGUACGUCGAUGAGAACACAUUGUAUAUCACAAAAAUUGAUUAUUUUGUGGCAUCAGUUAGUUGUGUUGAAGCAAGCUUUGAAACACCAAUAAAAAAAAAGAAAUUUUAUUUGUCUCCCGCAUUAAGCAUUAAAGCCAACGAAAAAUCCAUUGAACCUGUAAUUACUGAAAUUGUCGACGAAAAACCAUUUUCAUCUCAUAAUGAUACUAUACGUGUAUCACGUAAAGAUGGUAAAUUUACAUUACAAAAACUAGAUAGUGGUGAAACUGUCACUUUGAAUCACACAAUUUAUCUUGAAGCUCACACAAAAGAACGUCAAACAGAAGAAGGUGGUAAAGGAAAUAUUCCAUCAAUAUUAAUUGCGGAUAUUGUUUAUGAUGACACCAAAAUAACAUCAAAAGUAGGCAAAGAAGAACCGAAAACUUUCACUCACACACCUAAACUUCAACCGUUAAAUUCUAAAAAAAAGUAUAAAGACGAGAGAAUACUUGAAUAUGAUGAUGAUGAUGAAGACAAAACUAUAAAAAUUGACCUACAAUUUCCAAUGACCAUGUCACUUGAAGUAACUCCACGAACAAUACAUGUAAAAGAGCUUGGUGAUACUUUCAGUAUUUAUUACAAAGUUGACAUUCAAACUUCCAUAAAAUCAACUGAAAAUUUAGAAAAUAAAAUUCCUGCUACAAAAGAAGGUGAAAAAUCAAAAAUUGGUAAAAUUGAAAUACUACUUAACAGUGGGGAUCUAGUACUUAGAACACCAGGUUAUUUUAAUGACAUUGUAAAGACCAAUUACAAAGUCUGGAUUACAGUUGACUUUGAUGGUCCAGCACCAAGCAUUAAGUUCAAUAUUGGUACAAAAUCAUUAAUUUCUGCAAAUUAA
Messenger RNA from Aphidius gifuensis, 1101 nucleotides. RefSeq lists its product as uncharacterized. The record is from RefSeq and is a predicted model, not a curated record. The transcript is spliced from 7 exons. The coding region runs from base 1 to 1101 and encodes 366 amino acids. NCBI's taxonomy places the organism in Eukaryota, Metazoa, Arthropoda, Insecta, Hymenoptera, Braconidae.